Rhineura floridana is the source of this 2445-nucleotide messenger RNA. RefSeq names its product cytosolic phospholipase A2 delta-like. NCBI's taxonomy places the organism in Eukaryota, Metazoa, Chordata, Lepidosauria, Squamata, Rhineuridae. Gene Ontology annotation, molecular function: calcium-dependent phospholipid binding; calcium ion binding. The transcript has 19 exons. The coding region runs from base 1 to 2445 and encodes 814 amino acids. Gene Ontology annotation, biological process: glycerophospholipid catabolic process. Gene Ontology annotation, cellular component: cytosol. The record is from RefSeq and is a predicted model, not a curated record.
AUGUGUGUAGCUCAAUUCAGUUUUGUGACUCCAUCAAAUCAUGCUUUGCAGAUUCAAGCCUUUCCCAUAUCUCUGCUUUCUGUGAAAAUCUUGCAAGCUAGAAAUAUCACUAUAGCAGAUAUAUUGAGUGGAACUGAUUGCUAUGUUACACUGUGGCUACCAACAGCUUCGAAAGAGGAAGCAAGAACUCAAACAGUCUUAAACUCCAAUGAUCCUAUGUGGAAUGAAACCUUUUAUUUCACGAUACAGAAUCAAGUGAAGAACAUCCUGGAACUGAGGAUUUAUGAUGAAGACCUGCUCACAAAAGACGACCUUCUCUUUACUGUUCUUUUUGAUGUAGCAGAAGUCAGUCCUGGAGAGAGAUUCCAUGUAACUUUCAUUCUCAAUCCAGAGAGAAGUGAAGAACUGGAUGUAGAGUUCAUCAUGAAGGAAAAUUUGGAUGACCUUGAAAAUAUCACCACAAACUACAUCCUAGUGGCCCGUCCAGUUUCUUGUUUAAAUGUUUGUGUGGCCAAGGGGAAAAGUAUGAAGUAUUUAAAAGAGGAUGGUGACCUUCAGUUGAGAGUGAAGGGAUCACAUGAAGAUACAUGGAAAACUGUUUUCAAAUCUGGAUUGGUGGAAUGCUUUCAGUUCCAUUAUCCAACACACUGGGAACCAGAAUUAAAUGGCCAACUGCAGCAUUGUUCAAGUAAUGGGGGGCAAGACAAACAGAAUUCAUCUGCAUCCUUGACUAUACCUCUGAAAUUAUUUUCUGUGGGGCAGGAGGUGAACGUAGUCCUCCCAGCAUCAGAGGAUACUAAUCUAGAACUGAAGUUGCACACACAGACUUGCUCAGAACACCUUGAUGUGCGUUUGGGAUUUGAUCUGUGUGGAGAGGAGCAGGCUUUUCUGCACAAACGAAAGAAAGUGGUUGCAGAUGCUCUGAAAAGUGUCCUCCAGUUAAAAGAGGGUCUGUUGGAUCACGAGGUUCCAGUAGUGGCAGUCAUGGCCACAGGAGGUGGAUGCCGAGCAAUGACAUCUCUUUAUGGGCAGCUCUCAGGACUGAAGAAGCUUGGGGUUCUGGACUGCAUAACAUAUAUCAGUGGCACUUCUGGCUCAACUUGGACCAUGUCAAAUUUAUAUGAAGAUUCUAGUUGGUCCCAAAAAGAUCUGGAGAGGCCAAUCCGUGAGGCUAAGAAGCACAUGACAAAGAACAAGAUAAGCACUUUUUCUCUGGAGCAUCUGAUUUAUUAUCAAAAUGAGCUGAGCCAAAGGGCUAAAGAGGGCAUUGCUACUUCUUUUAAUGAUCUGUGGGCAGUGGCUCUUGAGAAUAUAUUGCACGAUAGGGUGAAUGAUUUUAAACUCUCUGAUCAGCAACAUGCUGUGAAUCAAGGGCAGAAUCCCCUACCCCUCUAUUUAGCCCUUAAUGUGAAAGAAAACCAUAUUUCUACUUUUGAUUUCAAAGAAUGGUGUGAAUUCUCCCCCUAUGAAGUUGGUUUUCUAAAGUAUGGUGCAUUUAUCCGAUCAGAAGAUUUUGGAAGUGAAUUCUUCAUGGGACGGCUGAUGAAGAAAAAUCCAGAGUCCCGGAUCUGUUAUUUAGAAGCUUUAUGGAGCAAUAUCCUUGCUGUGAAUCUGCUUGAUGUGUGGAAUAAACUGAGCAGUACAGAUGAAUGUUGGCAGAAACUUAUCAGAAAUAAACUAAGAAACAUUGAGAUAAAUUAUAUUCCACCAAAAAGCUCCUCCUACUUGGGGACCUCUUGGAUGUGUCCUGAUGGGAUGCUCUUUAAAAUUAUAAGGAACAUUUUAACUGAUCGUCCAUUGCACCAUCAUAUCCAUAACUUCCUCAAAGGUUUCCAUAUGCAUAAAAACUAUUAUCAAGAGAGCCAGUUCUCUACGUGGAAAGACAGCCGACUGGAUCAGUUUCCUAAUCAACUGACACCAUUAGAAGAUGGCAUCUGCUUGGUCGAUGCUGCGUAUUUCAUCAAUACUAGCUGUCCCCCACUCUUAAGGAAGGAGAGGAAAGUGGACAUCAUCUUAUCAUUUGAUUACUCUCUGGAUAACCCUUUUCAGUCUAUAGAACAAACUGGAAAAUACUGCUUGGAGCAGGGAAUUCCUUUCCCCAGGAUUUUGCUGAGUGAGGAAGACAAGAAGAAUCCAAGAGAGUGUUAUCUAUUUGUGGAAGAUGAAAAUAAAGAAGCCCCCAUUGUGCUUCAUUUUCCGCUUGUGAAUGAUACAUUCCAGAAAUUUAAAGAGCCAGGGGUGGAACGUAGGCAAAAAGAAAUGGCUGAAGGCACAGUCCCUCUUUCUGGCAAUUGUUCACGAUACCAACUGAUGGAUUUUACAUACACUAAGAAAGACUUUGACAAACUCCUGAAGCUGACUGACUACAACAUUCAGAAUAACAGCGACUUGAUUCUUCAGGCUCUCUCUAUAGCUAUAAAAUGGAAAAAAUGUGGCAGGAAAUGA